Messenger RNA from Xylona heveae TC161, 1027 nucleotides. RefSeq names its product histone-fold-containing protein. Gene Ontology annotation, molecular function: protein heterodimerization activity; structural constituent of chromatin; DNA binding. The transcript has 6 exons. The record is from RefSeq and is a predicted model, not a curated record. Bases 196 to 630 code for a protein of 144 amino acids. NCBI's taxonomy places the organism in Eukaryota, Fungi, Ascomycota, Xylonomycetes, Xylonales, Xylonaceae. Gene Ontology annotation, biological process: nucleosome assembly.
CCAAGCCACACUCGACCUGACCACAACACUGGAUAAACCUAUCGUCAGUCACCAAACCUCUUCUGCAGCUUUCAAAUUGUAGAGUGUGCUAUUCGAUCAAUCCCUAUUCUAUCUCUAACAUACACUAUUCCAAAUCGGCAGCUUCACACCUGACUGAAUAUCAAUUUUUGACAUAUAAGCUAUUCGCGUCCGAAAAUGCCGCCUUUGAAGGGAAUGCCCUUUGCAAGAGGCGGCAAGGCCAAGGCGCUGCCGAAUCUUCAUUCCAGCGGAUAUAAAGGCCUCGGCGGUAAAGGACUCGCGCAGCCUCUUCGUCGUCACCGCAAGCUCUUGAAGGACACUAUUAUGGGAAUCACUCGUCCGGAUAUUCGUCGUCUCGCUCGUCGCGGCGGAGUCAAGCGCAUUUCUGCUGCAAUUUACGACGAGACCCGUGCUGCUCUGAAAAAGUAUCUCAAAGAUAUCCUCAAAGACUGCGCCAUUUUCCUCGAGCACGCCAACCGCAAGACCAUUACCGUCCUGGACGUCAUUUUCGCGCUCAAGCGCCAGGGCCGUCCCAUCUACGGCUUCGACGACGCCAAUCGUGUGGCAGCCAAACGCGCCCGCCGUGCCAGCACGCGUGCCAUUCGUCAUUAGCUUCCUAUGGCUGCAAUUUUUCAGAUGCCGGUUCCUCGAUUUACCGGUUCUUCAGUUUCCCGGCUCUCUGAUUUCGGUUGUUCUUCGAUCCCCGGCUUUUCUGUUCUCCGGUCCUGUCGAUGUGGUUAGCACUUUAUAGCAGUUUAUGUGGAUGUGGAUGUGGAUGUGCAUUGUGCAUUUUACGCAUGAUUUGAUACUAGCUCGGAUAUCCAAUUCUCCAGUUCUCCAGUUCUUAAAGCGUCUCGCUUAGCCUUGUUAAAUCCUGCUUCUCGAUAGUUUUUUACCUUCAAGCGUGGAGUUGGAUGGAAAUAUGGAACGGCAAUAGGACAUUUAGAUCAUCUCAAGUCCAUAGUAUGAUGGUAUGAUACUUGGCCAUGGGUGUUUAUGACGAUAGCAA